Messenger RNA from Amoebophrya sp. A25, 4010 nucleotides. The record is from the annotation of a GenBank genome assembly. Lineage: Eukaryota; Dinophyceae; Syndiniales; Amoebophryaceae.
GGUACGAAAGUGAACAGCAGUAUCUUUUCGCUGAGUUGUGUAUUCUAUUCGCUUUGAUCUUGAUCGUCAUCGCGUUUGAACGGGUUGAGGAGUUCAUCGAUCAUCACAGCAAGAAAAGCCAUCAAGCGAACGGUGCGGGAAAGGAAAGUCACAGCGCGUUGGGUGGGCAUCACGGUGCUGUAGUUGGUGGUUCUGGCGGAGGGGAAAGCUUAACGAGUGGAAGUAAACUGGACGGAGCAGGCAGUGUUAAUAUGGUUUUCGUUGCGAUUGAAUUUUUUUGCAAGGAUAUAUAGUUAUAGGCACGGUGUGCGUACUAUCUUGUAGUUUCUAGUCAUUUCUCAUCAUAUCAUCAGCAGAAAGGUGGAUAUCGAAGUGCGAAGGUAGUGGUCUUCACCAGUAUGGCGGAAGGCAUCAGUUGCCAUUCGGAGCUGCAGUUGUAACAACACCAGCAAACGAUAGAGGAAGAGGCACGCACGCGCACCAGCAGAUACAAACUUCGGCAAUUCUUGUAAAGGAAGACAAAGAAGAAGAUCCUUCAAAGCCAUUUGGCAAGCAGUCGCGAAGUGUCUCCUUUGGACGAAGCAGCUCCUUGGGCGCUCUAUCGGGUACAACGCGAACAGGGAGUACCCGAUCUGGAUCGAGCUUUAAUCGACCUUUGGCGAGCGGAGAUAGCUUUCGGGAUCUACGCACGCUUGACAAGGAUCAACACGGUGAUGUUAACCAACAACAUGCUGAUUGCAACUACAACAAUCAUAGAACAACACUUCAGGAACAGUUGCAAUGCUCACGAAGUGGAAAUAGCAGAAAUAACCUCGUGGAUCACGAGCAUGACCAACUACCACGUCGUCUGUUUACACGCGGUAGCAGUUUCUCUACACCAAGCGCGACAACUUCGCGUUGUUCUAGUGGUAGAAAACGCCUAUUCAACCUCCGUAGUUCGCUGAAGUACGGUUUUUUAACUCGGGGUUUGUCGAGUUCACCCGAGGGCUCCUCUUGUUCAAGGCUGAACGAAGACGAAGAUGAUGACUCAACAUCUUCUGAGUCAUCUUCCAAUCGAUCGCGUCGAAGGAAAAAACACCACAGGGGUAACGGCUUCGGUGAACAUGCAGCACAAGACUCUAGCUCUGAGGAUGAAGACAACGAAGACCUCUACAUCUUCAACAAGUCAAGCAGGACAAGGAAAAACUCUACCACAUCGAGUAGACGUAGUAUGCGCGAGUGGACAUCGAGCAUUCGACAGCAACUGUUCUCGAGCAGGAAGUGGAGAACGAAAACAGCAGUGGAUGCCAGUGGAAGCUUGUGCGGAGGUCCCGGUCUGUCGUCGUCGUCUCGAAAGGUUACGGUGGUCAAGUACUUAGUACUACUAGACAGUAAUUCUACUCAUUCUUCACAAUGAAGAUGAAACUGCUUUUUCUACUCAUACUUCAUGGCUUUUCUUCUAUCUCUAAUGCCAACUUCAAGACACCAUUCGCAUUCGCUGGAGCCUCUUCCUCUUCCGAGAAAAACUAUGAGCGGAAGCCGUCCUCUGGAUCUCAGAGUAGUACGAGAACAAGAAAAAGGUGGUCGAAGAGGAGGAAAAGACGGCGCAGGAAAGAGAGUAGCAAGGAUCGCGAUCGCAUAGACAGAUGGAAAAACUACAAUGUGAAUUUGUAUUAAGGCUAGAAUCGACACGAGGUGUUGGGAGCAGUGUCUUUUCUUGAAAAGGCUAUCAGUGUUCCUCCAAUGUCCUAGCGUACAAACUGAACACCACUGUUCUAAUCCUUUGGCGUCGUCGACAACGUCUCUGGCUGCACGGAUCGCGAAGUCGGCAAGGAGUUCUACUAUAGCAAACUCUUAUCCCGGACGAAGGUGGAGCUCACAGUGCUAGGUUUCAUCGCCAUGCUCAUAUGGAGCGUCCGACAGUGUGGUGCUUUCAACUACAAAACUAGCACGAAUAAACCGCCAGCUACUAUGGUGCCUGAAGAUGUUGAUGUUUCUUCUAUGUCUAUCGGUAGCGACGCAUCUGGGACAAUGGACGACAGCGCGACCACAGCAACUCCAGCAGCAUACCUCUUUACGGCAACAUACAGGAGCAACUGGAUGUUCCCGGCUAAUGGUACUGACCUUGCCUUCCAGCACCAUCAGCACGUCCGCGCCAUUCUCAACUGAAGGAUCACCUAUUCAUUCAUAUCAGCUGAAAAAAAGUUCUGGUAGUCUGUAGUAUGCAUGCAUGCGAGUAACCUCCAAGUACGUAGUGUCCUCGUACUGGUCCCGUUUACAUGAAGCAAGCUACAACUUGUAUCUGAAACAAUGACGGACUUCACAGGUGACGACCUCCUCCAUACGAUCGAAGACGUUCAUAUGGAAAUGUUCCUCGCGAUGAUCUUUUACUUCGGCAGCAUUUUCAACUUGGUUUACGUCACCAACCGUGACAUCCUGCAGAAUUUUGAAGAUGGGGAGUUUACAGAGCUGCUUCAGGGUACUGGCGAAACGGUCUUGCAGUGCUCGGAUGAGGAAAAGAAGAAGCAUGAACUCUAUAGCAAGUGCAAGGACUACGUUCUGUACCAUACGGAGAGUGUCUAUGGCAUUCACGUGCUGAGCAAGGAAAACGUGUACCUGGAGAAAUACUUUCAGCGGGUGAUCCAUGAAAUGAUAACGCAACUAGUGGAGUUCGGCUUUCGCUGCUGGGUUUUAGUCCUGGAAGGCACCGCGCUUUUCUUGCUUCUUAUCUAUUUCGACGUCAGUCGAUGGUGGUUGAUGGGCAGUGUUUUCUUCGUACUAGUAACUUUGUUAGGGUAUCUACAUUUCUUCGUCGGGAAGCCUGGAUGGGAAAAAAUUGCUACCUUUUCGAGGUCAGGGACUACUCUGGCUGGACCGUUGAGGCAUCAACCAUCAGCAACACUUCAGGAUAACAACCAUAGUACUCAGCCUCCACCAGCAAAUAAACCUCUCCAUCAGCCAACACUUCUAGCAACGAAACCACUUCCCGCAUCGCGACCAUUAGCCAUGUUAGAAGUUGCUGAAGCACAGAGACAAAGAAGCCCGUCGAGUUCCUUGCUCUCUUUCAAAUUAAGGGUAGGCUAAAGGAGUUUUUGUUACCGUUUGUUAUGGCUCUCCUAGGGGAGACAGGCAUAACAAACGGGAUAAGCGAACACCAAGAGCCUACCUCUAAUCAAAGUAGAAGCAAGCCUCAACAAGGUGGAUGGUGCCCACCUAGUAAGAUCUCCGAUCUUAGCGGGCUGUGUGCAGGCAGCGCCAGUAGUGAAAGUAGACAAAGAACAAGUCUUCCCUGAACAAGCUCAUCCUCAGCCUCAAGCUUCUAGUACUGCUACGACUAGUAAGAAGGAACAAAUUGCAAAUACAGAUGUUCCAGCAAUCCCCGGCGGUAUUGCUUCUCCAGAGAAGAAAGCAACUGCUGGCGCAUCUUCUCCAGAGUCCAAUGCCAAUUCUUUACCCUCUUGGAAAAAGAUGAGUAUCCUUAGAUCACCCACAGCAGCUAAGAUCGUGAACGCUAUCACCUCCCCUCCUCGAGAAAUGCGCCGCGCGAUAACGACGCACUAUCUCCAAAAGAUGAAGCAGCAGAGCAAAACCCGUGUAACUUUGGAUCUUGAGUUAAGGCCCGCAGACAUAGUAACUCAUCGAGCUUCAGCGAUGAUUUCUCUCCGGUUCAUUCUGAACAUAAUCGUCAUUGUAUGUGGGUAGAAUUAGAAUGAGAUGAGCAAUCACUUCGAGCGCUAAUAUAACGAGUGAACCAUCGCAGUUCGUUUGCUAUGUGGCUGAAGAAAUUUCACGAACUUUAUUCAACCGAAACUAUCACAGUGCGGCUUAUCCAGGCGUUGCAAUUUUUCCUCUGCUAUGCGUGCACGCGGGGUCUCUGUAGUCGGCGAACCUGGAGUAGCUACGAUUAUGACUGGGACUUGGAGGCAUUUUUAAGGCUGCAAGAAGAAAUCCACCUUCCCCAACAUCUUUGGUGGCAGUUCUAACAUUUUUUGAAGGAGGCAAAUCAUCUUCCUCCGCCAGUGGAGGCCUAG